Molecule: messenger RNA, 1080 nt
Organism: Neurospora tetraspora
Lineage: Eukaryota; Fungi; Ascomycota; Sordariomycetes; Sordariales; Sordariaceae
Product: Yos1-like protein
Exons: 3
Coding region: 429-680 (83 amino acids)
Biological process (GO): endoplasmic reticulum to Golgi vesicle-mediated transport
Cellular component (GO): endoplasmic reticulum membrane; Golgi membrane; COPII-coated ER to Golgi transport vesicle
Source: RefSeq, a predicted model, not a curated record
CUGCUCCACAGUGACAUGACAGCUUGAGUGUUGCCCGCCAACCCGCCGAGCCCGCCUGCAACCAAAGCUCCCUGUCCGGUCAUCACUCCUGGCACGGCAUAGGCAACGCACGUCUGCGACACCUCACUGCACACAACUACCAAUACAACGACGACAGUUUUGACCACGCACGACGAACAGGAGAGCCGGAGGUCGCAGAUAAUACCUCUACGCCCGCCCAUCGACGGAUUAAGGUCCAUUGAAGUGGACUUCCACUUAUCGAGUCCCGCUUCCAGUUCAUUCCAUCGAGACACACGGCCGAUUGCCCUGCCACUUCGAAAUAAUCCAAAACCGACCGACCGACCGAUUGCGCGCGCGCGCCGACGAAAGACUACACUACUAGCUAGUAUUUCCGACCGGCCAGCUGACCGGCGACUCCGUCCAUCAAAAUGUUGAUCUUCGGAAACCUGAUCUAUGUCUCCUGCCUGUUGAUCAACGCUAUUGCCAUCCUCUCUGAGGAUAGGUUUCUUGCUAGGAUUAACUUCUCCCCUUCCUCCUACGACCCAGCCUUCGGCCAAAGCGCAGAUGCCUCCGUCCAGGCCAAAAUUAUGAACCUGAUUGCGAGCGUACGGAUGUUGAUGAGGGUACCGCUGAUUAUCGUCAACACACUGAUAAUAAUAUACGAGCUGGUGCUUGGUUAAGCAAAUCUUCUUUUGGUUGAAGUCGAACAUCACACCAAGAAAAGGGAAGCUGGGUGUCGACAAGAUUUGGGGAUAGGGAGAGAGGCCAGACAGAAGAGGGGAAGAGGAAAACGAGGGGAGAGUCAGGAACUGAAAGGGGCUGUAGAGCAGUUGGAGUCGAAUUAUACAUAUCUUAGGGAGGUCCUUUGGUUCGAUCGAAACUACAGUACCUCGUGGGCUGGCUGACAAGAACAGAAAGAAAGGAGGAUGAUAAUGCACCGGAUAGAUCAUGAUAUAUAAAUAAGUAACGUAAUUUGAUAUCACCGCCGGGGUAUGAUGGGUGAUGAAGACUGGAAACUUUCUGAAAGGGGCGGGAGAGACGGUUGUGUGAUAUCCGAUGAUCAGAAUUGCGAGGCAGGAU